CGCCCCGAUCGGACCUCCGAAUGGAAGCACAUCAUGACUCGCGAUGUUGAGCUGUUGUCGCCGAUACCUAGUACAUCAGCAUCUCGUCCGACUGCAUUGAUGACCAUGGAAUAGCUUCGCGCAUCGUCGCAUACACUCAUUCAGCAUGCAGGCAUCUGCAUUACUCCUUCGGCGAUGCGCUGCCACCACCUCUUGUCCUGCUCGUUUUUACCAACGGCGAUGGGCGCAAGUGCACGAUGUGCGGUUCUUCGCUGCUCAUCAACGGCCGGAUAAGGUCCUUGAGAAAUACAAAGAGAAGCUCGCUCAAAAGGCAAAGGCAGAGGGUCUUCCCAAUGCGGACGAAUUGCGUGCUGCAUACGCACAAAAAAUUGAAGAGUUGCGGAAGCAGGCAAUUGUCCCAGGCGCAAAUGCUCCGCUCAGCGCUCAGCAACCGCCUUUACCACAUGAGACGGACUCCAGUAUCCCAUAUCAACCACCGCCACCCCCAUCACCGCAAGAGACGUCGCCCGAUACACCGAAAAAGGCCGCAAAGAUCAGAACUCUGAGCAGCUUCAUCGACAUCAAAAAGGUCUCGGCGUUGUCAAUGAAGGAUAUCGAAACCGUCUGGCGUAUGCGGCAUGCUGCAGAUCCACAGAGUCUUUGCGCCUUAGUGGCGGCCGACACGUACCAGCGUGUAGUGAAGACCGCCAAAGCACAUCCACAAUUCAUCCUACCUCUCCCACGAGAGAACCAGGGUGCUGAGAUUCACUUCCUUCAAUGGACGUUCCCAAAUGAAACCACGGCCACGGUCCUCUUCACCCACUUGGCAGAGUUCAAGCUCCGCGGGGAGUAUGCUCAGCCACACACGACUAUCACCUACCACCGGGAUAUGGAGAAGAGCAAUGGAGUAAUUUUCCUAGAGGGACGAGUGACGGAGAAUCGAGGAGUUGCUGUGGAUGAGGCAAAAUGGCUGCUCAUGUGUCUCCAGAAGUUCUACGGAUUUGAGGCUAAGUCGGAGGGAGCCAAGGCAAACUUUGAGAACCGCCAGCGGUUGAUGCGACAGUUUAGCGGCGGUGAUGAGAACUUCAAAUUAGAAGAGCUUUUGGAAGAGGCAGAGAAGGUGCCGUAGAUGACUCUUGUUUAUAAAUUGACGGUUGUGGGUGUUGGGUCGGAGAUUGCAGACUCACCAACUUGCAUGGCUCACCUGUACACUAAUGAGACAUUGUAGAUGUAUAACUUCAUUUCGACGAAUAUAUCAUCACGAUGAUUAUCGACGGCAAACGUUCGGCCUUUACGUCAGGCAUUCCGUAUUGUGCUGGCAAAUUGCAAGCAUCGGCCCAGCUUUGCCGUGCAGUUCUUUAACAAUCAUAUGCCAAAAGACUAUGGAGUGAAUAGAUUGUAAGAUCGACACAUUCGAUUUUUGUCAUAUGGUGCCCAAGCCCGAUAUUCCAACCGUUCCUCUUUCACAAGCUCGGCAUUUGGGAAGAAAGCAUCGGC
Molecule: messenger RNA, 1476 nt
Organism: Dissoconium aciculare CBS 342.82
Lineage: Eukaryota; Fungi; Ascomycota; Dothideomycetes; Mycosphaerellales; Dissoconiaceae
Product: ATP11-domain-containing protein
Exons: 1
Coding region: 146-1108 (320 amino acids)
Biological process (GO): mitochondrial proton-transporting ATP synthase complex assembly
Cellular component (GO): mitochondrion
Source: RefSeq, a predicted model, not a curated record